GAAUAAUUAUGCUUUACCCAUGGAGGAAAUCAAGAAGAGCGAAGGGGAGAAAAGCAGCAUAGAUAUAGGUUUUGAAGAUAUUAUAUAACUCUGCUUAAGAAGUUUCCAGUUGAUAGAUCACCAACAGAUUUAGAUAUCUUAUACAACUAUUUUAAUGCAAAGACCGGUACUAGAAAGCCGAUUCAGUUCUUUGAGAAAUGAAAAGAAGAAAAUGGGGAAGCUACAGUCAGGAUGUUGUGAGAGGUUCUACAUUACCAAAAAUAACAAUAUUAACGAGAGAGUCAUUAAUUUUGGAGAGAUCGGAUCAAAGUUUUACAUAAAUCUUAAAGGAGAAGUCGCUGUACGAGUGCCUGCAUUGAUCCAGAAGGCAGGGACUCUAAUGCAAAUAAUAGAGUUUAUUGUAACUGAAUACGAGUGGAUCACCGAUAAUGAGAUGUUUCAACGCUGCCUUGCUGAGAUCAACAGAUAUUACCCUUACAUCGUUAUAAGAAAUAAGAAUGAAAGACUUUGCCUAAACAUGAGGCUGUGAAAAUAAGAUAUUCGACCCUAGAAGAGACAAGGAGGGGAAAUAUCAAAGAUAUUACGACAGAAUCCCUGAGUUUGAAGCAGAUGACUUCGGCAGAAAAGAGAAGGAGUACAGAUUCGAUUGUCUAGUUGAUGUAGUUCAUCUAAAGGAAGGAGGGUCCUUUGGAGAACUCGCCCUUAUCAACAACACUCCUCGGUCAGCUACUAUCUGUACUGUAACUGAGUGCCACUUCGCUACAAUACAGAAAGAUGAUUUCAAGCUUACACUUGGGAAAGUAAUGAGGAAAUAAAUUUGUGAAAAUGAUUAAAUUCAUGGAAAAUUUCUCAAUCCUCAGCCAACUCUCAAGACUUGCUCUUGAGAAAUUCGCUCUGUAUUUUUCCAAAUAUGAGGUGAAGCGCGGUAAACAGAUCAUGGUAGAGCAAGAAGAUGCUAGUUAUGUAUGCUUUAUAGAAGAGGGAGAAUUUGAAAUAUCAAAAACUGUAUUAUUCGAAAAAGACAAGAUCAAGAAAGGAAUUGAAGAGCAUACCGAUAGGUAUCGAGCUGAUUUUCUAAGGUAUAUCACCCCAGAAUUUCCUGAGAAGCUCGAACAUCUGAUCAACCAGCAGACAGGGAUCUUGUUCUCAAGUGAAAAUGAUGAGCUGGGUCGGUUCAAGAAAAAUAGCAGAUGCUUUAAGAAAGAAAGGACUGAAAAAAUUUCUAUUAUUGGCAAGAAUGAAACUACUGGUAUUGUCGAAGUCCUUCUUGGCUGUCCUUAUUAUGCCUGUACUGUGACAUGCAUCUCUGGAACUGGAAUUUAUCACAAGGUUAAUAAAGAAGAUCUUUUCCGUAAAAUUGACCCGCUCAAUCCGAAUUUAUUACAGCUAGUCAAGCAAAAAUUGAUCCUCAUGAGCAAAACCACUUCAAAAUUUCUGGGUGUUCAAAGGACCUUACAACAAGAUUUCAAUGCUUCGCAAGAGGACAUUUCUCCUCAGCACACUAGCCCAGUUCAGGCAGAUGAGCUCAAAAAGCUAUUCAAGUACAAAGAAAUCUUCAUUGAGCCGAAGAAAGAGCUUUCUCAGUCAAGAAAGCUAAAGAAGUCCAAGAAUGCUAAUUCUAAUUAAAGAAAUUGAUAACCUAGAGAUUGAAGCUUUAUUAGCCAAUCAGAAGAGUAAGGGUAAGAAGAGGCGACUGUUGUCUAUUAGUCGAGCUUUGCAGGAUACUAACCAACUCAAGAAGAACCUUGAGCGGUCUUAUUUCUUAUCUAAAGCCCAUACAACUAAGAAUAAGGAAGUUAAGGCAUACUCUAAGUUUAAGAAGCAAAAUUUUAUGGUUCCAAACGCAUCUCCCGUUCAGGAUUCUGUCAAGAAAGCUACUAGGUCAAGUAAAUUUAACAGCAAUCUCAAAAUUGGUAAACUUCUGAAAUAUACUGGUGUUGAUGCUAACAGAAUGAAAAAGGCUUCACCCCUUGAAAGCCUUCAUCCAAACAUAGGAAAUUCUAACAAGCAGAGCAAUCCUGGCACGCCUUCUGAGCGUUCUGGAACAGUAUCUUAUGCUAAAUAAAGACGAAAUUCGGGAAUCAAAAGGAAAAGUUUACAGUCUCCCUUUUAGAAUAAUUCCGAAUCUUCCAGGGAGGUGUUCCACUUUAGAUACUAGAAACCCUGAUUCCUCCUUCAGAAACUAUGCAAAAAGGAGGAAAUCAGAUAACGGUAUUCCCAUUGGGGCCACUUUCAAAUAUUGCUCUGCCUUAAAGACUCUAAAUUAUUCUGAAAAUAACCCCAAUGAGAUAAUGCAGAACUUAAUGAUCAGUCCGAAAGCUGUCUUUCCUAACCCUCAUGAAUAUGGCAACUAUCCGGCACAGAAGACCGAUUCUAACAGAAAAAGCCUUAAAAAUUUAGACCUAGCAGCUAUAGACGACAGGUUCGGCUUCUUGGAGUCAACUGAAGUUGCCCAGAGCCAGGAAUCUCAGCCACAGAGUAUAGUAAACGCUCUGAACCAGAGGAAGCUAUCCAUCGACCAAGCCCGUUUGAAGAAUGCUAAUAAAAAUUAUCACAAAUAUUUCAGAGAUUUCGUGACUAUGGAGCAAGCAAUGCAUGAACACAAGAACAAGGCUUUUCAUCCAAUGCCAAAGAAAAAUUCUCAGAGAUUUAAACCUCAAAAAUCGCCGAGAAAGAUGUUAAAAUUACCUCAAAAUGCUUAUAAUUCAAAGGUAUUAAGUCAAGAUUUGACCCCGACAGUCACUGCUUUAAAGUCACAAGAGCUGUUCAAUAUUAUCGGUUUUAAGAAUGGACUGAAAAAUGGCAAAAGGACAGCACAGUUUUGAAGAAGAAUGUCUAGUGAUACGAAAAAUGAGACUAUUUUUUCUAAGAGAAGACAAUCAACUUAGAUUAUUUUAGUAUCAAAAGAAGAGACAUGAUAGAUUAAAAGAAAAUCAUAGUAAA
Messenger RNA from Moneuplotes crassus, 2943 nucleotides. The record is from the annotation of a GenBank genome assembly. Lineage: Eukaryota; Ciliophora; Spirotrichea; Euplotida; Euplotidae.